Molecule: messenger RNA, 1203 nt
Organism: Halteromyces radiatus
Lineage: Eukaryota; Fungi; Mucoromycota; Mucoromycetes; Mucorales; Cunninghamellaceae
Exons: 8
Coding region: 1-1203 (400 amino acids)
Biological process (GO): spliceosomal complex assembly; mRNA processing; protein deubiquitination
Molecular function (GO): cysteine-type deubiquitinase activity; zinc ion binding
Source: RefSeq, a predicted model, not a curated record
AUGGAACCCACUGUUAAACGGCAACGUAUUGAUACUCCAACAGACGAAAUUCCCAAUGGAGAAACAAAAGAACAUUCAUUUCAAGUAUCAAGAGAUCUUUACCUUGAUACUAUUGAUCGCCAUAUGCUUGACUUUGACUUUGAAAAGGUUUGUUCAGUAUCCAUGUCCAAUAUCAACGUUUACGCUUGUCUUGUUUGUGGAAAAUACUUUCAAGGCCGUGGCAAGUCAUCUCAUGCUUAUUUUCAUAGUAUGCACAAGGACCACCACGUUUUUCUUAACUUGCAUACUUUAAAGGUCUAUAUUCUUCCUGAUGGGUAUGAAGUAGACGAUCCUUCACUGAAUGAUAUCAAAUAUGUUUUGAAUCCAACAUUAACAAAACAACAAGUAGCUGAAUUAGAUCAAAACAAUGCACCUUCAUAUGAUUUGAAUAAUAAAAAGUACAUCCCAGGUUUUGUUGGAUUGAACAAUAUCAAGGCUAAUGAUUAUGUCAAUGUGGUUAUUCAAGCACUAGUCCAUAUUCCAAGUUUCCGAGAUUAUUUUAUUCUACAAGAUUUUGAAAAUCAAGACAAAUCUCAACUUGUCAUUCGAUUCAGUUCUUUGAUACGAAAAAUGUGGAAUCCAAAAGCAUACAAAGGUCAAGUUAGUCCUCAUGAAUUACUUCAAGAAAUAUCUAGUGCCAGUGGAAAACGAUUCAAAUUGACACAACAAAGCAAUGCUAUUGAUUUUUUAUCUUGGUUUUUGAAUACAUUACAUCGUGAUUUGGGUGGUACAAAAAAACGAAAUAGCAGUAUUGUCUAUCGGACAUUCCAAGGUGAGGUACAAAUGGAAUCACAAAGUAUUGGACCUGCAGAUAGUGGAAGAGAAAGUGGACAAGCUUUGGUAUUUGAUGAAGAUCGAACUAUAAACAAAAUAUCAUCACCUUUCUUAUUUUUGGCAUUGGAUCUUCCUCCUGCACCAUUAUAUCAAGAUGAAGCUGAAGCAAAUAUUAUUCCUCAAGUACCUUUGGCAACCAUUCUCAACAAAUACGACGGCAAGACGGUACAAGAAAUUGCUGGACAAAAGAAACGAUAUCAAAUUACAAGACUUCCAAAAUAUAUUAUUUUCAACAUCAAACGAUUCAAUAAGAAUAAUUUUACUGAUGAAAAGAAUCCUACUAUUGUAAAUUUCCCUAUUAAAAAUGUCGAUAUGACUCAUUGUAAGUAA